AUGGAAAAGAAAUCAGUAUUAUUUGUUUGUUUAGGCAAUAUUUGUAGGUCACCAAUGGGAGAGAUAGUAUUUAGAGCAUUGGCAUUCCAAAGAGGUAUUUUAGAUGAUUUUCAUAUUGAUAGCUGUGGGACUUCUGGUUAUCAUAUCGGAGACAAUCCAGAUGGUAGAAGUGUAGAGACUUGUUCUAAAUUGAUUUCAAGUACCAUAUCAAGUGAAGCACAUCAACAUUUCAAAUCUCUUCCAUUACACAAAGCAAGACAACUUUCAGCCAAAGAUUUCAAAGACUUUGAUUACAUCUUUGCAAUGGAUGGAGAUAAUCUUAAAAAUAUUCAAAAACUGUACAAUCAAACCAACAAGGAAGGUUCAGGAUUCAAAGCAAAGAUUACAAGAAUCGGAGAGUAUCAUUCAGACAAGAAAAAGUUAAAUGUAGAAGAUCCAUAUUAUGGUAAGAUGGAUGGUUUCACCGAAAACUAUAAUCAAAUUCUUGAAAGUAGUAAUAGAUUUUUGGAUUCCCUUGGUUAUGAUUCAAAAUAA
Messenger RNA from Cavenderia fasciculata, 534 nucleotides. It is a transcript of the gene acp1, whose product is annotated as acid phosphatase 1. Gene Ontology annotation, molecular function: protein tyrosine phosphatase activity. The coding region runs from base 1 to 534 and encodes 177 amino acids. The record is from RefSeq and is a predicted model, not a curated record. NCBI's taxonomy places the organism in Eukaryota, Evosea, Eumycetozoa, Acytosteliales, Cavenderiaceae. The transcript is spliced from 2 exons. Gene Ontology annotation, biological process: protein dephosphorylation.